AUGGGUAUGUUCCACCUCGCCGGUGUCGCUGCGCUCGCCGCUUGCGCUACUGCUGCCCCUGCAGAAACGAGCGCGGCACAACCCAAAAGCUUUCUCAAGGAAUUAGGCAACUCAACUUGGAUCAUUGGUAAUGGCAUAUGGAACAUGACACAAGGUCGCCAGUAUGGCGUUAAGCUCUGGUACAAGGGAAAAGAUCGUGUCGGUCCGACCGCCACCGGCCACUACGUGAGCUACAAUGGCGCGGCGUCCGAUCUCAAUUGGACCUCUGCGGCAAUAGCCGACUCGGGCAGAGACUGGAUCAACGUCAAAUUUACAGCAAAGGAGGGCGACUUCCAUUGGGUCAUCCACGAUGACCUAGCUGGCGCGUACCAGUACUUCGUGAACCACGCUCUUCCCACACUCGGCGAAUUUCGAACUCUAUGGCGGUUGGACAACGUCUCCUUCCCCAAUGGACACACGAAUGUCAAGGAUGGAGAAUUACCUCCAUUGUCGGAGUAUGCUGCUGCGACGAAUGUCCAGGAUGAAACCUGGCAGAAGGCAGACGGUACUUUCCUGACCAAGUAUGAUUGGUCUGCUUUUAUCAGAGACCAAACAUACUACGGUGUCUAUGGUGAUGAGGUUGGAAGCUGGUACAUCAAUCCUGGCAAGGAUUAUUACAACGGUGACCAUCUGAAAGAGGAACUCAUGGUUCACCGUGAGUCCAAGACUGGCGACGCCGUUCAGCUGAAUAUGAUCCACGGUACUCAUUAUCUCGCCCGCUCCAGCGAUAACUUCACAGAUGGGAAGACCUGGGGUCCAUGGCUGUGGUAUCUGAACGACGGUAACAAGGCCGAUGCCGACAGACGCUGGAGGCAGGAAGAUAAGGCAUGGCCUUACGAGUGGUUCAAAAACACGGCAUACCAGUCUCGCGGCUCGGUUUCUGGAAAGCUACUCCUCAGCGAUGGGCGACCAGCCUCCGGAGCUGCCGUGUUCCUUGGAGACAGCAACUCAGCACUCAGCACCGCUGACCAGGGCAAGGACUACUACUACACUGCUUAUGCCGACAAGCAAGGUCGCUUCACUAUCGAUGAUGUACGAACUGGCACUUAUGGUCUGUAUGCUUGGGGCAACGGUGGAAGCAUCGCAGAUGUAACGACCUCGUUUGUGCAGAACGAUGUUGUCGUUUCCAAGCGCAAGAAGACAGAUCUGAAAUCUCUCAAGUGGACCGUUACCGAUAAGAGCAAGCGUAUCUUUCAGAUUGGUGACUUCGAUCGUACUUCCCGAGGAUUUGCUCUCAGCGGCCCUACUCCAUUCGAACACGGCCGCAUCGCCAAAACCCCCGGCAACCUCACGUAUACUGUUGAUAGGUCCCGCUCGAGUGAUUGGUUUUUCGGGCAGUCCAAUCUCGGCACCUGGUCCAUCAACUUUAACUUGAAGAACGUGCCCGAGUCUGCCACGGGUGCGAGACUGUACACAUCGCUCGCCGGAUUUUCCAGCGGCACGAAAUCGAAUAUCCUGGUUAACAAUGAGAAGAUUGGAAAUAUCUCGUCCAAUGCUGUGCUCCUGGUAAGCAGCCAGGACACCUACCGCGGAGCGACUCAGGCUGGAGAGUGGAGAAAUCUUCAAUGGGAUGUGAAGAAGGAGCUGCUGAAGUCCGGUGACAAUAAGGUGGAUAUCACGGUCACCGAGAGCACGCAAUGGAGAGGUUGGUUGUGGGACAGUGUGGUGCUCGAGUGGGUGUAA
Didymosphaeria variabile is the source of this 1722-nucleotide messenger RNA. RefSeq lists its product as uncharacterized. Bases 1 to 1722 code for a protein of 573 amino acids. NCBI's taxonomy places the organism in Eukaryota, Fungi, Ascomycota, Dothideomycetes, Pleosporales, Didymosphaeriaceae. Gene Ontology annotation, biological process: carbohydrate metabolic process. The transcript has 5 exons. Gene Ontology annotation, molecular function: catalytic activity; carbohydrate binding. The record is from RefSeq and is a predicted model, not a curated record.